GGGCCGAGGCAAGUUGACGGUAUUUUCAGUUAAAGCUAUGUUAGCAACCAUGUGUGGUGGAAAAAUGCUGGACAAAUUGAGAUAUGUUUUCUCCCAGAUGUCAGAUUCCAAUGGCUUAAUGAUAUUUAGCAAGUUUGACCAGUUUCUGAAGGAAGUUCUGAAGCUCCCAACAGCUGUCUUUGAAGGGCCAUCUUUUGGUUACACAGAGCACUCAGUCCGCACCUGUUUCCCACAGCAGAAAAAGAUAAUGCUAAAUAUGUUUUUAGACACAAUGAUGGCCGACCCCCCUCCCCAGUGCCUUGUCUGGCUACCUCUCAUGCACAGGCUUGCCCACGUUGAGAAUGUCUUCCAUCCUGUGGAGUGCUCCUAUUGCCGGUGUGAGAGUAUGAUGGGUUUCCGGUACCGAUGCCAGCAGUGCCACAACUACCAACUCUGCCAGAAUUGCUUUUGGCGUGGCCAUGCCAGUGGCCCUCACAGCAACCAGCACCAAAUGAAGGAGCAUUCCUCUUGGAUGGCCACCAGAGCUGCACUGGAGAGUGUAGAUCCUACUUCCAUGUGUGGGAAAGAUCAGUGGGUUCUCUGUGACCCAGGAUUGUGAAUUGCUUAUCUGUUU
Carlito syrichta (Philippine tarsier) is the source of this 613-nucleotide messenger RNA. RefSeq names its product dystrobrevin beta. The transcript has 5 exons. The record is from RefSeq and is a predicted model, not a curated record. Gene Ontology annotation, biological process: synaptic signaling. Gene Ontology annotation, molecular function: zinc ion binding. Gene Ontology annotation, cellular component: plasma membrane; synapse. Lineage: Eukaryota; Metazoa; Chordata; Mammalia; Primates; Tarsiidae. Bases 38 to 598 code for a protein of 186 amino acids.